Messenger RNA from Eruca vesicaria subsp. sativa (arugula), 2371 nucleotides. The record is from the annotation of a GenBank genome assembly. NCBI's taxonomy places the organism in Eukaryota, Viridiplantae, Streptophyta, Magnoliopsida, Brassicales, Brassicaceae.
GCAUCCGAAAAGCCUCUUUGUCUUUCUCUCUCUCUCUACAACCCUCCUUCUCUCUCUAGAACGCGUCAGUAAUGUUUUUAUUGACGCCAUUGAAAUUGAGUUAAAUCGGGUUGAAUCGGAUUGAACCAAAACAGAUAACUUUUCAAUCUUUCGGAAAAGGGUCAGGUUUUAUAAAGUCAUGGCCUUUAUUCAAAUCGUGUCUAUCCUCAGAUCUUAGUGUUGUUCUUAAACGAGAUUCAGCAUCAGGAUUUUUUUUUGCAAAUCUGACUGAAAAAAAUAGUUUCUUUUAUUGCAGAGCAAAAUGCAAUCAGACAGUGGGAAGCUUUUCAUCGGCGGGAUAUCUUGGGACACCAAUGAGGAGCGUCUCAAGGAGUAUUUCAGCAGCUUUGGUGAAGUGAUCGAAGCUGUGAUCUUGAAAGAUCGUACCACUGGUCGUGCACGUGGCUUCGGCUUUGUUGUCUUUGCUGAUCCUGCUGUUGCCGAGACUGUUAUAAUGGAAAAACAUAGUAUUGAUGGCAGAUUGGUUGAGGCCAAGAAGGCUGUUCCUAGAGACGACCAGAACACAGUAACGAGAAGCAACAGCGGUAGCCUCCAAGGAUCACCAGGUGGUCCAGGAGGUCGCACAAGGAAGAUAUUCGUUGGAGGGUUACCUUCUUCUAUUACAGAGAGCGACUUCAAGACGUAUUUUGAGCAGUUUGGGACGACUACGGAUGUGGUUGUUAUGUAUGACCACAACACACAAAGGCCUAGAGGUUUCGGAUUCAUAACUUAUGAUUCCGAGGAAGCCGUUGAGAAAGUACUUCUCAAGACGUUCCAUGAACUUAAUGGUAAAAUGGUUGAGGUUAAGCGAGCUGUUCCGAAGGAGUUGUCUCCAAGUCCAGCUCGUAGCCCGCUUGGUGCUGGCUACAGCUAUGGAGUUAACAGAGUCAGUAACCUUCUUAAUGGAUAUGCUCAAGGGUUUAGCCCCGGUGUAGUUGGAGGGUAUGGACUUAGGAUGGAUGGUAGGUUUAGUCCUGUUGGUGCGGGGAGAAGCGGGUUUGUCGGAUCUGGAUAUGGGAUGAAUGUGAACUUUGAGCAGGGGUUGUUCACUGGAGGUUCAAGUUUCAAUGGGAACAUAGACUAUGGGAGAGGGAUGAGUCCUUACUAUAUUGGUAACACGAACCGGUUUGGUCCUGCCGUUGGUUAUGAAGGAGGCAAUGGAGGAGGAGGAGGAGGAGGAGGAAACUCAUCUUUCUUCAGUUCAAACCUUUGGGGAAACAAUGGAGGUCGUAACUAUAAUAACAACGCUACAAACUCAAACAUGGGAGGAUCAACAAGUGGGAACAACACGCUUAACGGUCCAUUUGGGAGUUCAGGGGUUAAUUGGGGUGCUCCUGGAGGAGGAAACAGUGCUGUUAGUAACGAGAAUGUGAAGUUUGGUUACGGAGGAAACGGUGAAUCUGGUUUUGGGUUGGGAACAAGACACAUAGGGCCUACCAAGGCAGCACCAUCAUCUUCAUUCUCUUCUGCCUCGGCGGGUUAUGAUGCAGGAGGACUUUCAGAGUUUUAUGGGAAUGGUGCAGUCUAUAGUGAUCCCACGUGGAGAUCACAAACUACUGAGACAGAAGGGCCUGCUUCUUUUAGCUAUGGGAUUGGAGGAGGAGGAGGUCCUUCUUCGGAUGUUUCAGCUAGAGAUUCAUCUCCAGGUUAUGUUGGGAGUUACAGUGUGAACAAGAGACAACCAAACAGAGGAAUUGCUACUUAGUACACUCGUUAUUGUUUUACCACGGUAUUUUAGGCGAGCCAUCAGGAUGAACAAUCUGUGUCUUUUGGCGAAUCUUUUAGAUUACCUUCUCCUUUCAUACAGUUAAAGCCUAUGAGGACAAAACUUGAUCACAUCAUCAGCUAGAGCUAACCAGAAAAAAAACUCUCAUGGUUUGGUUUUCUAAAUUCAAUUGGUCCUCCUAGGCUUCUUUUCUGUUUUUGUUUUUCAUUUUCUUUCAAAGAGGGACAGAAGAAACUGUAUCAGUCUCCGGCCAGGCGGUAAUACAUAAGAAGAGUUCAAAACAAACUCCUUCCUUAGUUUCUUUGUUGUCAUGUAAUGGUUCUUCUUGGGCUAUGUCUAAGGUCUGUGUUUUGAGUACUAGAGGUUAUAAGUUUCUUUUUUUAUUUUGUUGUUUAAAGGUCUUUUUUGGUUUUGAUAGUGAGAGAUAAUGGGAAGAGGAUUUAGCCAUGUAGGGCUUUUGAGAAUAAGUCUUUUAAUCACUAUGAGAUUAUUUUGUUCUCAAGCUGUUUGUAUGUCUUAUGCGAACGCAAGCAAACUCGUUUCUGUUUAUGUACUUCUAUUUUAUAGAAAACUAUUUUUAUGUUUUACUGAUCAUUAUGCAAGUAA